Messenger RNA from Naumovozyma castellii, 1911 nucleotides. RefSeq names its product Snx41p (gene SNX41). Lineage: Eukaryota; Fungi; Ascomycota; Saccharomycetes; Saccharomycetales; Saccharomycetaceae. The coding region runs from base 1 to 1911 and encodes 636 amino acids. The transcript has a single exon. The record is from RefSeq and is a predicted model, not a curated record.
AUGAACGCAUUCUCCGCACUAGCUGAUUUGGAUCCAAACUCAGAUGGCGAAGGAGAGGAUGACUAUUCAUCAAAUUUGACGCCCACUUCACUAUCUCAAACUAGUUCAGGGUACAGUCCUCCUUCCGAACAGAUACAUCAGGUCGAUAUAGAAGAGGAUAACAACCCAUUUGUAGGAACUAAUCAUCUCUAUGCCUCUGGGAUUGCUACGGUGAAUUCGCCUGAUAUGAAUACACAUUUGGACACCAAUGCAUUUACAGAUAACAUAUUCUUACCUGACCCUCUGGAAGAAGAGGAACAAGAAGACGGGGAGGAGGAACUACCAACAACAACAACAGAAGAACAUUCCUCAUAUCAUAUAAAUGUUUCUCCAUCAAAUUAUAACUAUAAUAAGAGCGUUAUCAAUAGCCAUUUGGACGAGCCAUUUGAAACCUUGUCAAUAUCCAUGGCUAAUUCAGCACCAAACAGUAAUAACUACGAUGAUGUUGACACUGAUGAUUCAAAGAUUCAAAUCAUUGAAAGCGGGGAUUAUAAGGACCCUUGGGGAAAACACGCCAUUGGAUAUUGCAUUCAAUUUAAUAAAAAGAGAGUAACGAGAAGAUAUUCGGAAUUUGACUCACUAUAUCAAGUCUUGAAACGACUAUUGCCUACUAUUGUAAUUCCACCCAUACCAACGAAACAUCCACUAAUUAAUUACUUAAUUAAUCCAAUAAAUGUCAACAAUGACACUAAGAUAAUUGACAAGAGGAAAAGGAAAUUUAAUUCAUUCUUAAAUAAUUGUAAUGAUAUCCCAGAGAUUAGAAAUCAUGUGGUGUUCCAAAAAUUUUUAAAUUCAGAAUAUACUUGGAAGGAUAUAUUAAACUCUUCACCAAUUAUAAUACUCCCUCUAAAUAACCUUUUAGCACCACCAUUAAAUCCAGUAAAACCAAGCCCCUUACAUUUAUUAUUACCAGCACCAACAACGUUAACCAGACUUGAUACGACGUUAAUUACAGAUGCAAAUUUACACAUGAGGAAUAUUGAAUUUCAUAAACUAGAAAAAUUCCUUUUCGAUUAUAAAACAAGUUUAUUACCCAUUUAUCAAACAAUAAAAUCAAACAAAUCGAACUUAAACUCAUUAGCAAGUUAUUUGACAAAAUUGGGUGCAUAUUAUAAUGCGUUUAGUUUGGAAAACAAUGUCAUAUUAAAUGAUAGUAAUUCUAAUUUAUUAAAACAAUUAUCUCGUGGAAUUGAAAAAAUUGGUCAAGCAUUUGAUAUUAAUUACGUUACUUUGGAGAUAUUAACUAACAAGAUUAAUUGUGUUAUGGAAGAACCCAUUGAAGAAAUGCUAAGAUUUUUGGAUAACUCAUUUAAAGUGUUGACAUUUAGGAAACUGAAAUUAUUACAGUACCAAAUAAUCAUGACCACCAUUAAGAAGAGAGAAUCAAGAAUUAAAUUAAUAAAUGAGAGCGAAGACCAAUUUAAACGAAUGCAGGAAUCAAUUACAACAUCACCAAGAAAAUCUACCAAUAGUUCCCAAGAUAUAGAGACAAAUAACGACACAACUACCAAUUCUACUUCAAUUUUAUUAAAUGCACAAUUACAAAAGAGGCGAAAUAAGGAAAGAGCUAAGAAUAUGAAUAGAUUGAAUGAAAUUGAUCCCUAUUUACUCACAGAAUUUGAAAGAAAAGAAGAACUAGAAAAAUUAGAGAAAGAACUGGAGAAAUUGAAACAAUGUUUCAAUUUAAUAAACAGGGACAUAAAUGAAGUCAAUGAGUCCAUGUCAAGGAACUUAACUUCCAUGUUACAUUAUUUGAAUAAAAAAUGGGACUUCAUACUGAAUAAUAUAUCACAAGCCAUCAUUGCUACCUUAACUGAAAGUUUAACUGCUUGGAAGAAUGCUAAACAGGAAAUAGAUAAAAUAAUUACAUAA